AUGCGACAUCAGAGAUAUAUUGUUAUCUUGGGAGCAGGUUCAAAGAUCGGCUAAGCUUAUGCUAAAUUUUUGGCUGAAAAAGGAUUCGGCUUGGUUUUAAUAGAUUUCUCAGAAGAGAGAUUAAUUGAAUGUGAAAACUACAUCUUUGAAAAACUAUAAAUCUCUACAAACAUUAAAAGACUGGUUAUAGAUUAGACCUUAUAAAGCCUAAAUGAAGACUAUUUCAAUCAUUAAUUGAGUGAACUUUAAAGUUUUUGCAUUGAUUGCUUCGUAAAUGCUACUAAUAAUCUACGAUAUAAUCCUAAGGAUGAAGGGUAUAAUAAAAAUGAAGGGAGAUUUAUCAUUUAAGAGCUGGUUCAGUAGGAGUUAUUAAGACAGGUAUUUGAAAAGAACACUUACUUAUUCAAUCAAAUAGUGCAGUAUUUUCACAAAAAGUUUUAUAUCCCGCCCUUGUACACUUCUGUGAUUAAUAUCAAGAGAAAAAGUGAGAAUAAAGAAAUUGAUCCAUAGAGCAAACAGAAUAUAGAUGAUUUUAAUGAGAAAUUGACACUGAAUUCAGAGGAGAUAUGCAAGAUAUUUUAUAAAGCUAGUGCUGAAUUUAAUAACUAUUUUACUUAUAUGCUUAAUGCUCAAUUCAAAAGAAAAGUUAGAGCGAUCUCUGUAGAAAUUGAUUAUCAAAGAUAAGGAGAGGCCAACUAUUUACUAAAGAAGGUUCUUUCAAGUUUUAAAGUUUUAAAUUAUGUCAUGUGA
Messenger RNA from Stylonychia lemnae, 750 nucleotides. Lineage: Eukaryota; Ciliophora; Spirotrichea; Sporadotrichida; Oxytrichidae. The record is from the annotation of a GenBank genome assembly.